Musa acuminata subsp. malaccensis (wild Malaysian banana) is the source of this 3504-nucleotide messenger RNA. Its product is annotated as pentatricopeptide repeat-containing protein At4g19440, chloroplastic. Gene Ontology annotation, molecular function: protein binding. NCBI's taxonomy places the organism in Eukaryota, Viridiplantae, Streptophyta, Magnoliopsida, Zingiberales, Musaceae. The record is from RefSeq and is a predicted model, not a curated record.
CCUCUCUCAUCCCAGCCGUCGAAUCGAUCUUUUCCGUGUUCUAAAUACCUCGCUGUCCCUCCUCUCGGUGCCAUCGGACCGCAAUGAGAUUGAGAUUGCGAUUGCCGCCGCCGCUCAGACUGCCACCCGAUCGGACCAAACCUUUAUACUGUAUCCGUGCCUAUUCCUUCUCCUCCUCCUCCUCCUCCGCGGCCGCCGCCGCUGACGACGACGCCGACCUCCGUCGCAGCCUCUCCCUGCUCCUCUCCCCUGCCCCCUUCGAUGCUGCCCUCUGCCGCGAGACCCUCUCUCGCAUCUGCCCUCGCCGCCUCGAACGCCUCCUCCUCGACCUUCGCUCCUCCCUCCACCCCGAGCCCGCCCUUCGCUUCUUCUCCUUCGCCACCGAUCACUGUGGCUUCAUCUUCACCCCCCGCGCCUACGCCCUCAUCCUCCACUCCCUCUUCCGAUCCAACCUCGCAUCUGCGGCCCGGGUUCUCCUACUUCGCAUCCUCGACGCCCGCGCCGCCGUCCCCCUCUUCCUCGAUGACCCGGAUCAUUGGUUCUCCGAGAUCAUCCACGCCCUUGCUGACACCGUCCCCUCAAGCGACUCGCCCGCGAUCGAUCUUCUUGUCCACCUCUGCUGCACCCAGCUUCGUGGCCGAGGGCUCGCCUUAAUUGCCUUCAGAAUCCUCGUCGAUCGGGGGCUCUGCCCGUCUCUGAAGACCUGCAAUUUUCUUUUGGUAUCGCUGGUGAAAUCCAAGAAUUUAGAGGAUGCUCGCAUGGUUUUUGAUCAAAUGCAGCAGUUUGUUGCUCCUGACGUCUACUCGUACACCAUACUGAUUGAUGCCCUCUGCAAGAGACGGAAUGUUGAGGAAGCUAUGGCAUUGUUCUCGGAUAUGGAGAGGUCCGGAAUUUCUGCAAGCGUUGUAACUUACAAUGCUCUGAUUGAUGGACUUUGCAAGAGAAAUAUGUUGAAUGAGGCAUUUGCAUUGAAGGAGAAGAUGAUUAGAAUCUCGAUAAAUCCAAGCAUCGUAACAUUUGGUAUUCUCAUCAAUGGCUUGGUUAAAUUGGAUAGGUUUGGCGAUGUGGAACUUGUCCUAACUGAAAUGGAAGAGAUUGGAAUUCCACCAAGUGUGGUUAUCUAUAAUACAUUGAUAUAUGGGCACUGUAAGAUGGGACGACCCACAGAGGCAUUAAAGUUGAGGGAUGAAAUGAUGGCGAAAGGUAUAGAACCGAACUGUGUUACCUACAAUAUAAUUGUACAAGGCUUGUGCGAUGCAGGGGACAUGAAGCAGGCUGAGUAUAUUCUUGAUGAAAUUCUGUCAAAUGGGAUGGAAGCAAAUGCUGGGCUGUUUGGUUCUAUUAUUUUCUGGCUUGUCACUAAAGAACAAAGAUUAGAUUGUGCGGUGAGGCUACUUGGAGAGAUGCUGCUGAGGAAUUUAAGGCCUAAUGACUCUCUUUUGACGGCUUUGAUUGUUGAGCUCUGUAAGCAAGGGAAGCAUCGAAACGCCAUAGAGAUUUGGUCCAAGAUGUUGGAGAAAGGAUUUGGUGUGAAUAUUACAACUUCCAAUGCAUUGAUUCAUGGGCUUUGUGAGUCAGGAAACAUCAAGGAAGCAAUAGGGUUCCUCAAGUCAAUUCUCGAGAGGGGAAUAGCACCAGAUAGAGUGACAUAUAAUAUCUUGAUAUCUGGAUGCUGCAAAGAAGGGAAAAUCUGCGAGGGGUUUAAACUAUGGGAUGACAUGAUCAAAAGAGGAUUUAAACCAGAUAUUGUUACCUGGAACACUCUAAUACAUGGUUUAUGCCGUUUAGGUAGAAUGGAAGAGGCUAUUGGACUUUUGAAUCAACUAAAGGAUGAAGAUUUGGUUCCGGAUCUUUUUACAUGCAGUAUGAUUAUCGAUGGCUAUUGCAAGGUUAAGGAAAUUGAUAAAGCGAAAAGCUUCCUAAAGGAGAUGGGUACAUGGGGUUUAGAGGCAAAUGUUGUUGUCUACAACUCACUUGUGAGUGGGUUUUGCAAGAAUGGCAAUAUUACUGGGGCUUCUAAUCUUGUCGAUGAAAUGAAAAGUAAUGGUAUAUUACCAAAUUUUGUGACUUAUAGUACCCUUAUGCAUGGCUUCUGCUGCACUGGAUAUUUAGAGGAGGCUAAAAGAAUUUUUGAAUUGAUGAAGGAGAAUGGUUUGGGCUUGAAUGUGGUGACCUAUACUACACUUAUUGCUGGAUACUGUAGGUCAGGUCAAAUGGAUGAAGCAAUCAAGGUCUACAAGGCAAUGUGUGUCGCUGGUGUAACCCCAAACAAGUUCACAUAUACAGUAUUGAUACAAGGGUAUGCUAAAAUGGGGAAUCUUGAAGCAGCGUCUAAACUUCUCGACGAAAUGGUGAACAAUGGUAUUGUUCCUGAUUCUGUCACAUUCAAUGCAUUGAUGUCUGAAUUCUGCAAGGAAGGUAGAGUAGAAGAGGCUCUUAAAAUAUCUGAUCAAAUAUCUCAAAGAGGUCUGGCACUAGAUGAUACUGAUUAUACUACUUUAGUUCUGGAAUAACUUCUUCUAGGCAUCAAAAAGAAAUUGCUUCUCCACCUGAAGGAGGGGAUUGCUUAUAAUGUUGUAGAGAAUGUUGGGGAUAUUGGUGAGAUGAGAUCUGAUCUUUUUGGAUCAUAUGCUGAAUCGUCAUGUGCUGCCCUUGUUGUUGCCUCUAUCUCUUCAUUUGGAGUCAACCAUGAUUUUCCUGCAAUGUGCUAUACUUUGCUUAUUAGCUCCAUGGGCAUCGUAGUUUGUUUAGUAACUACUCUCUUUGCAACCGACGGUUGGUAUUGCAAUUAUCAGUUGGAUUGCUCUCCCUUUGACAUUCACAAUUUUCAGUUUUGGGGUGACCAGAAGCAGGCCAAAAGCUGGGCUUUGCAAUUGAUUCAGCUGCCUUGGUCUCUCUCGCAGUCAAGCAGCUAUUUCCACUGUGGAUGUCUGACACCAAAGGUGUUCAUUGGGUUGAUUGUUGGUGCGAUGCUUCCUUACUGGUUCUCAGCCAUGACCAUGAAGAGUGUCGGCAGUGCAGCUCUGAAGAGGGUGGAGGAGGUCUGAAGGCACUAACUGAGGCUUAUGGAUGGUACUGCUAAACAUGAUUAUGCCACCUGUGUCAAGAUUUCCACUGAUGCCUCAAUCAAAGAGAUGAUUAUCCAGGUGCUCUGGUGAUGCUUCCACCCCUGAUCAUUGGAAUUUUGUGUCAUGGAAACCCUAUCUGGUGUUCUUGCUGGGUCUCUUGUUUCUGGUGUUCAGAUUGUUAUCUGAUCCUCAUCUAAUACUGGUGGUGCAUGGGACAAUGCCAAGUACAUCGAGGCUGGGGCAUCAGACCAUGCAAGGAGCCUUGGCCCUAAGGAAUCCGUUCCUCACAUGGCUGCUGUUAUUUGUGACACCAUCGGGGACCCUCUCAAGGAUACGUCCGGGUCGUCACCUAUCAAACUAAUGGUUGUGGAAUUUCUGGUGUUGGCACCAUUCUUUGCAACUCAAGGAAGUCUCUUGUUCAAGAUCUAACUAAUGA